GAGCUCUCUCUCUCUCUCUCUCGGCAUGGCGGAGAUGGAGUAUUUCACCGAUGGAGUUCGUUCUUCUAUCUAACAGCUGUCAUUUAUUAUUAUCUCGAACCGGGAAAUCUGUGUUUAAUUUUGUCAAACCGUACUGAACUGCUGUUUCCCUGGUAUUGGGUGAGGGAUGGCCGACCGAGGCGUGGACCUGUCCGCUUUGCCUGUCGAGAUCCGGGAGCAGCUUGCAGAGCUGGACCUGGAGCUGUCGGAAGGCGACAUCACACAAAAAGGCUAUGAGAAGAAAAGGGCCAAGCUGCUUGCUUCUUACACCAUCCAAACACAAAAUUUGGCCCCACCUCCAGAGUAUGAGGGACAGGACCCAGGCCCAAGCUCUGCCCCCCCACCUAGCAAUGCUUCUUCAAGUUCCUCCUCCUCUCGGCAGCGCCGCACCCGGCGACCUCACCGUAGCAGCGGCACCAGGGAUGAGCGCUAUAGAUCAGAUAUCCAUACUGAGGCUGUACAGGCUGCCUUGGCUAAGCAUAAGGAGGAGAAGAUGGCGCUGCCUAUGCCAACUAAACGCCGCUCCACAUACGUGCAGUCACCUAUCGAGACCUGCACGCCACCCGACUCCUCCUCUUCCUCUGAUGAUGAAGGUGGCCUGGGAGGAAGUGGGGUCCAGCAGCAGUCUCCUGAUUCCUGGAUGAAUAGCUCCAUCCAUGGGUCCUCCACCUCCUCCUCGUCAGCAUCCUCCACAAUGUCCCAUGGGGAGUCCCGCGCUCCGCAGGCCCCUCAGCCCCAGAGCCAGCAGGGGCCCCCCUACACCCAGCCGCCCUUCUCCCACUCCCAUCCCUCCGCCCUAGCUGAGGCCUUUGCUCACGCUCGCAUCGAGGCUCCGGGAGCAGGUGCUCUGGGCCCGGACGGCACUCCUCAGCCCCAGGACCUGGCUCGGGCCUGCGACUCCCGCGUCGACUUACCCCCCAACGUCAUCGUGAGAGGCAUGAGCCGCGGCCAUAGCAGAUCCAGCAUGAUGGAGACAGCUGACGUGAGAAGAGUGGGGAAAGGUGUUCCCGUGUCCAGUCGUGUGUCCACUAAGAUCCAGCAGCUGCUCAACACGUUGAAGAGGCCCAAGCGCCCUCCCCUGAGCGAAUUUUUUAUGGAUGAUCAAGAGGAGAUUGUAGAAGUUCCUCGGCCAGAUCCUAACACCCCAAGGCCAGAGGGCCGUCAGAUAAUCCCUGUAAAGGGUGAGCCACUGGGUGUGGUCAGUAAUUGGCCUCCCGCCCUCCAGGCUGCAUUGGCCCGAUGGGGUGCCACUCAGGGCAAAAGCCCUGCCCUCACAGCCCUUGACAUUACAGGAAAACCACUCUACACACUCACAUAUGGGAAACUGUGGAGUCGUAGUGUUAAGCUGGCCUACACCCUCCUCAAUAAACUGGGAACCAAGAAUGAGCAGGUCCUCAAGCCAGGAGACAGGGUGGCGCUGGUGUACCCUAACAGUGACCCAGGAAUGUUCUGGGUGGCCUUUUAUGGCUGUCUGCUUGCAGAGGUCAUUCCUGUGCCCAUAGAGGUGCCACUGUCUCGCAAGGAUGCAGGCAGUAGUCAGGUGGGCUUUUUGUUAGGGAGCUGUGGGGUGAGUCUAGCCCUCACCAGUGAGAUUUGUCUGAAGGGUUUACCUAAGACCCCCACUGGAGAAAUCCUGCAGUUCAAAGGCUGGCCAAGGCUGAAAUGGGUGAUUACUGACUCCAAGUACCUCACCAAACCUUCAAAAGACUGGCAGCCCCAUAUACCAACAGCCAACACUGACACGGCAUAUAUAGAGUAUAAAGCAUGUAAGGAGGGGACAGUGAUGGGUGUUGCCGUGUCGAAGGUUGCCAUGCUGACACACUGUCAGUCUCUCACACAGGCCUGUAACUACUGCGAGGGAGAAACACUGGUGAACGUUCUGGACUUUAAGAAGGACAUGGGUCUGUGGCAUGGAGUUCUCACUAGUAUAAUGAACAGAAUUCACACUAUCAGCGUCCCUUAUGCAGUGAUGAAGGCUUGCCCUCUCUCCUGGGUCCAACGAGUUCAUAUAAACAAAGCGCGAGUUGCCUUGGUGAAGUGUCGCGACCUGCACUGGGCCAUGAUGGCCCACAAAGAGCAGAGAGACAUUAGCCUGGCCUCCCUGCGCAUGCUUAUCGUCGCCGAUGGAGCCAAUCCCUGGUCUGUGUCAUCGUGUGAUGCGUUUUUGAACGUGUUCCAGGCAUAUGGUCUGAAGCCGGAGGUCAUAUGUCCCUGUGCCACCUCCCCUGAGGCCAUGACUGUGGCCAUCCGUAGACCCGGUGUUCCUGGGGCCCCCCUUCCAGCCCGUGCCGUCCUAUCCAUGACCGGAUUGAGUCAUGGAGUCAUCAGGGUCAACACAGAAGACAAGAACUCUGCCCUCACUGUCCAGGAUGUGGGCCAUGUCAUGCCCGGAGCCCUGAUGUGUAUCGUGAAGCCUGACGGGCCCCCCAUGCUGUGUAAGACUGAUGAGAUAGGAGAGAUUGUGGUGAACUCUCGCGCUGGGGGAACCAUGUACUACGGCCUGUCUGGAGUCACUAAGAACACCUUUGAGGUGAUACCAGUUAACGCCAGCGGUGUCCCUAUUGGAGAAAUCCCAUUUGUGCGUUCAGGGCUGCUGGGAUUUGUAGGACCGGGCAGUCUGAUAUUUGUGGUGGGAAAGAUCGAGGGACUGCUGAUGGUCAGCGGGCGUCGCCACAAUGCUGACGAUCUUGUGGCUACAGCUCUGGCUGUAGAGCCAGUCAAAACCGUGUACAGGGGCAGGAUUGCUGUGUUCUCAGUAACAGUCUUCUAUGAUGAGCGGAUAGUAAUUGUGGCGGAGCAAAAGCCAGAUGCCAGUGAAGAGGACAGCUUCCAGUGGAUGAGCAGAGUACUGCAGGCCAUAGACAGUAUUCACCAAGUGGGUUUGUACUGCCUGGCACUGGUUCUUGCCAACACGCUGCCAAAGACGCCCCUGGGGGGCAUUCACAUUUCUGAGACUAAACAGCUCUUUCUGGAGGGUUCACUGCACCCCUGCAACAUUCUCAUGUGCCCCCACACAUGUGUCACCAACAUGCCCAAACCCCGCCAGAAGCAGCCAGUGGGAGUAGGUCCUGCUUCUAUCAUGGUGGGCAACCUAGUUGCUGGGAAAAGAAUCGCUCAGGCAGCAGGCAGAGAUCUGGGAAUGAUAGAGGACCAAGACCUGGUCCGAAAGCUGUGCAUGUGGCCUACGAUGAUGCAUCAGUUCCUCACUGAGGCUUUGCAGUGGAGAGCACAAACAGAUCCUGACCACGUGCUGUAUGUGCUCCUGAAUGCAAAGGGCGUGGCAGUGUGUACAGCCACAUGCGUGCAGCUUCACAAAAGAGCCGAAAAGAUUGCAGCUGCUCUCAUGGAGAGAAGUGGCAUCAACACUGGAGAGAAUGUUGUGUUGUUAUACCCACCAGGUAUCGAUCUAAUUGCUGCAUUUUAUGGCUGUUUGUAUGCUGGUUGUAUUCCCGUCACCGUGAGGCCGCCACAUCCUCAGAACCUAUCAGCCACGCUUCCCACAGUCCGUAUGAUCAUCGAUGUCAGUAAAGCUGCCUGUAUCCUUACGACUCAGCUUCUAAUGAAGAUCCUGAGAUCAAAAGAAGCAGCUACGAGUGUUAACAUAAAAACAUGGCCUAUCAUAAUAGACACAGAUGAUCUUCCUCGCAAGCGGCCCCCAUCCAUCUACAAGCCUCCGUCUGCUGACAUGAUUGCCUAUUUGGACUUCAGUGUCUCCACCACAGGCAUGCUUACGGGGGUAAAGAUCUCCCAUUCGGCAAUGAGUGCUCUGUGUCGCUCCAUAAAGCUGCAGUGUGAGCUCUACUCUUCGCGCCAGAUAGCCAUCUGCCUUGAUCCCUACUGUGGCCUCGGCUUCGUGCUCUGGUGCCUUGCGAGUGUGUACUCAGGUCAUCAAUCAAUCCUGAUCCCUCCUACGGAGCUGGAGAGCUCAUUGGCUCUAUGGCUGAGCACGCUCAGUCAGUACCGCAUCAGGGACACCUUCUGCUCCUACUCCGUCAUGGAGCUCUGCACCAAGGGACUUGGAGGACAGACUGAGAUGCUGAAGGCUCGUGGCGUGAACGUGUCAUGUGUGAGGAGCUGUGUGGUGGUUGCUGAAGAGCGUCCCCGCCUGGCUCUCACACAGUCCUUCUCUAAACUCUUCAAAGACCUCGGCCUCUCCUCACGGGCGGUCAGCACUGCUUUCGGAUCCCGAGUCAACCUGGCUAUCUGUCUGCAGGGAACCACUGGACCAGACCCUUCUACUGUUUACGUGGACAUGAAGUCCUUACGACAUGACAGGGUACGGCUGGUAGAGAGAGGUGCACCACAGUCUCUUUCCUUGAUGGAGUCUGGAACAAUCCUUCCUGGAGUGAGAGUGGUAAUAGUGAAUCCAGAGACAAGAGGACCACUAGGGGAUUCUCAUCUGGGAGAGAUCUGGGUGAACAGUCCUCAUACAGCGACUGGUUACUACACCAUCUAUGGAGAGGAGAGUCUGCAGGCUGACCACUUCAAUACCAAGCUCAGCUUUGGAGACCCGCACACAUUCUGGGCCAGGACUGGAUACCUGGGCUUUGUCAAGAGAACUGAACUCACAGACUCAAGUGGAGAACGUCAUGAUGCUCUAUUUGUGGUGGGUUCUCUGGAUGAAACACUGGAGCUGAGGGGUCUGCGGUACCACCCCAUCGACAUAGAAACCAGCGUGUCACGCGCUCAUCGCAGUAUCGGAGAGAGUGCUGUGUUUACCUGGACUAAUCUACUGGUGGUGGUGUCUGAAUUAUGUGGAUCAGAGCAGGAUGCGCUAGACCUGGUCCCGCUGGUGACGAAUGUGGUGCUGGAGGAACACCACCUUAUCGUCGGGGUGGUGGUGAUUGUUGACCCUGGGGUCAUCCCUAUCAACUCCCGUGGUGAGAAGCAGAGGAUGCACUUGAGAGACUCCUUUCUGGCUGAUCAGUUAGACCCCAUAUACGUGGCCUACAACAUGUGAGCUAGCCCAAUUCCAAGGCCUGGAGCUGAAGAAUGUGUUGGAGCAGCUCUCCAAGCCUGAGCACAGAGGCUGGCACAUAUGCUGGGUUUCAGUCUUCAUGGUAUGUGAGGAAAACUUUGUUCUUGCUUCACCACAGGCAAAAUGUCAACUAUAACUGCAAACAUCAUGGCGGACUAGUGUUUGGAUAAGAGGUUUAUACAGCUUUCUUCUGAUGAAACAACAUUUCUUUAUCCUAAGUCAGGAUAUUUCAUGGCACUACUCUGAUUUUAAAACAAUUAAUUUUACUGUGGGUACUGCACCACAAUUCCCCCAAUCCCCUUCCCAAGCCUGAAUAAGUUGAAGCACUUUAAAAAAAAAAAAAAAAAAAAAAAAAAAAAAAAAGGUCAGUUGAGAGUUUUGUUCUGGAACAUGUUAUAAGAGAUCUUGUAAUGAUCUCUUAAAACACAUCCCAAGGUAUUGACAAAUUCAUGACUUUAUUGAGCAUUUGUUUAAUUUAUGUGUUUGGCAACAUCCACGUACUAGUUUCUACAUAUUGAAUAUUCACUUUUAUUUUACAGAAAUACCCAUCAGUCUUAAUUAACCACAUCCACUACAACUCAAAAAUAGGUUUUUAUAUAAAGAUCUUGAAUUGUAUUAUCAGAUAACAGUUUAAUAGUUUGAGCUUUCUUUGAGUUAAUAACUAAAAAUGGCUCAGUUAGCUGAAUUUAAAAUACAGCAUUUUGUUACAAACACUGAACUAAAGUAAACUUUUAUUUGGAACAUUAUUAGGUUUGGUGUGUAAAAAUGCAGUUUUUUUUUAUCAUACAAUGUUAUUUUUGAGCAAUUUAUUUUCCAUUUGUGUCAUUAAUGCACAUCUCAAAUUGAUUUCAAACAUAAGAGUAGGCCUGAUUGUAUGUGGAUGCUAUAAAGGUUAAGGAUUGCUAA
Messenger RNA from Electrophorus electricus (electric eel), 5923 nucleotides. It is a transcript of the gene dip2bb, whose product is annotated as DIP2 acetate--CoA ligase B (putative)b. The record is from RefSeq and is a predicted model, not a curated record. Lineage: Eukaryota; Metazoa; Chordata; Actinopteri; Gymnotiformes; Gymnotidae.